Vigna unguiculata (cowpea) is the source of this 1482-nucleotide messenger RNA. Lineage: Eukaryota; Viridiplantae; Streptophyta; Magnoliopsida; Fabales; Fabaceae. The record is from RefSeq and is a predicted model, not a curated record.
AUGGGAUUUCAAGUCGGAGGGAAUUUAGGGUCGGAUGCCUUGAAGAAGAAGUUACCUAUCUGGGUUAUAGAUAGAAAUCUGAAUGGUCUAAUGGAAAUAGUGCAACAAAUGAAGACUAUACAGAAGAAUGCUUUCAAGAAGCGGUAUGGGAACUUAUUGAGGUUGUUGAAUGUGGAAGUCCAAGCAUCGGCAGUCACCGCUUUGGCCCAAUAUUAUGAUCCGCCGCUCAAAUGUUUCACCUUCCAGGAUUUUCAGUUGGCACCAGUAGUAGAAGAGUUUGAGCAGAUUUUGGGUUUGUCAGUGGAAGAUAAAGUCCCUUAUAGAUAUUCCGAGCAACGAGCAUCUAUCUCUACCUUGGCAGGAAUCUUGAAGGUACACCCUACUGAGCUAGAGAGUAAAAUGGCCUCCAAGGGAAACUCGAAGGGGAUCCCCCAAGGAUAUUUAGAAGGGCACUUGCGUCGUUUGGCUGAGAAAGAGAUAGGGGAGACGUUCAUGGAUGUGUUGGCUCUCACACUAUAUGGAGUCGUGCUCUUCCCUAACAUGGAGAAUUUUGUUGAUCAAGCAGCCAUCGAUGUGUUUUUCACUUACAAGAUUCAUUCAGAAAGCCCAGUCACUGCGGUUCUAGCUGAUGUGUACGGGGGUUUGAAUUUGUGCUACUCACUCAAGAGGAAGAAAAUGUUAUGUUGUGUACCUAUAUUGUAUGUAUGGUUUAUAUCCCGAGUCCGCUUGGAUACAGUAAAUGCUGAAUGUCAGAUUGGGGAAUUGCCACAUGGUGACGUUGAAAUUCGAGGGGCGAAAGAAUGGGCCCAAUUCUAUGCAGGUUUGAAUGGGGGAAAGAUUAGAUGGUGUGUCCCUGGGCUGCCCAAGUCGCAUGUCAUUUCUUGUGGGGAUUUCCCUAACGUCCCUAUGAUAGGCACCAGAAGUUGUGUGAAUUAUAAUCCUGUUUUGGCUCAACGACAGUUUGGGUGUCCAAUUAAGAGCUCUCUAACUCCAGAAUCUCUGGUUGCCAUAUGGACUUAUUAUGAAGAAGGAAUUUCUCAAGAUCUAAUUCGACGAGUUAGGAGUGCCUGGGGUGAGGUUCUACGCGCAGAAAAAGACCCAAGGCCAUGGGUAAUAGACGGGAAGAUAUCUUACCGACAAUGGAUUCUGGAAAGGGUUAAUGUGAUCAAGUUACCCUUCAAAUCGGACUCUCCUACUCCGGAGCAAUUGGAACUUGCUGAGUCUGAGGAGGUGAAAGGGCUAAAAGAAGAGAUGGAGAAGAUGAAACUAAAAAAUGCCAAAUUAAUUAACGAGCUUCAAAGUCUCCGACAUGAGUAUGUGGAUCUGAGGCGUGAUAAUGAGGAAAUGGUAAAGGCGUAUGAAGGGAUUCUUAGGCAACAAAGAGAAGAACGAGAUCAUGCUUUCAGAGUGAAACAGGAUUUGGCCGCAACAAGCAUCGCAUUAAAAUCAAGGGACCGAGAGAGAUGCAGCAACAACAUCUAA